CAGUGUGCUCCUUCUCCUCCUGGAAUUCUCUCAACAGAAAGAUCAACAAUCAACAGAAAGAUCACUUCCUGGCCUGCUCCCACGGAAUUUUCCCAGUACUGGGACUAUUGGGACAAUGAAGGGCAGAGACACUGACGCAGCAGGCAAGACAGAGCACUAAGAGCCUUGGCAAAAUGUCCUUUUAGUACGGAAAGAGAAAAUGAAAUCGGGAAAGGACUCUUUGCCAAACAAUGAAGGCAAUAGUUUAUAGAGAGAUGCUAAUGUCUCUAACUUUAGUACAGGCUUCCCUAUAGCGAGGGUUGAGAGACCUGUGCCUUCACAAUCAAAAGGAUUCAGACCUCUCCUCUAGUACCUGGGAGCAGCUGAGGUCCCACCCACCAACCAGGAACUGACUGGGCUUCCUGAUGAUCUGUCUGGGGGGCUUUUUCAUCUCCAACUCCAUCUUCCACUCCCAGAGGAAUCUGGUCGUGGCCUAUGUGCUUCUGCCUAUGGGCUUUGUGAUCCUUCUGAGUGGAAUUUUCUGGGGUACCUACCGCCAAGCAAAUGAAAACAAAGAGAUGUUCAACCAUGUACUCAGACAGCACCUUGCCUUCCAGGACCUUCCCCUGGCCACUGUAGACAGGCCUGACUUUUAUCCCCCGGCUUAUGAAGAGAGCCUGGAUGUUGAGAAACAGGCCUGCCCUGCAGGAUUCCCUCCUCCUCUGUAUACAGAGACAAGCCUUGAACUUGAAGACCUUGAAGAUGAGAGUGACCUGCAAGCAGAGGCCCCGCCACCCUACCAGGAGAUCAUGGCAGAUGCGGCAGCUACAAGGAAGGCACAGGAUGCUGAGGAGCCAAGCCCAGUGCUGAAGGCAGGGAGUGCCCUCCAGCUCUCAGAACUCAUCAGCUGCUGAGAAGAGAGGCUGGCCAGGGACUGGGAAGUUGCUCUGUCACCCUGCACUGGAACAAGGCCACCAUGGGUUCCAGGGACUCAAGUUUAGCCUUUCAAGGACAGCAGGAGGUCCAAGAAGGGGGUAGCCACCAGCAGGCCAUGGGUACAGAAAAUUCCCACAAAGCCCAACCUAGAUGAACCUUUGAGAAGGUGUUUUCCACCUCAUUCCUAACCUCGUCACCUCAGCCCAAGUCUGAGGAUACGCUUGCUGGGGGUGGGACAGCUGUCCCUUCAUACGAUGCACCCAAAGAACCAAAGGAAAGGAUGCCUGGGAGGCAGUCCUUCGUCACACGACUGACUGUGCUCCCUGAGUGACACCAUCGUUCACACACACCAAGGGAGAUGCCCUAGGAGCCUAGGAGUGUUAUUUUGUAUCAUUGUAUUUUAAUUAUGUGUGGUUUUUUUCUAUACAAAGGAAAGAGACUGUAACAUUUGCUUUCAAAUGGUUCAAACACAACAUGUUGAGUUAUUUCUUUAAGAGGUCUUUGUACAAGCACACAGGAAUUCUUAUAGAUUCAAGUUGACUAGAUGGAAAACUUAAUUCAUGAUACAGAGAAUCAAGGGUGAUGUUAAUAUACAACUUGCUAUAAAUUUUGUGAAGUUUGAAAAGUGUUUAUAUGUCGUUUUCAAAGAUCCACCCCCGCCAAAUUCAGAAUUUAAGUGAUUAAAACAUGUAAGGCCAUAUCUCUAUUACCAGGAUGUUUUUUUUGUUUUGUUUUGUUGUUUUGUUUGGUGUCUCUGGAUAGAGAACUACAAUUCUAGAUUUAACCCAUUGGUCCCUCUUAGGUUUCAUUUUCUCUGUGUGAGUUUUUAAAAUCAGAGAACAGGUUGGUGGAAGGACGCUCAGCAGGCUGUCUGUGAGGUGUCUGUGCCGAUAGCAUGCCUUUCAAACAGCAGGUCCAACUAAGCCUCCUGUGCAGGUUACUUAACCCCCACUCCAUCUUUACAAGGUGAGAACCAUGCCCAUUCCUGUCCACCCAAUGGUUCAACUGAGGCUGCAAGACUUCAAAAAAAUGUGUCCAAUAAAACAGUGGCCUGAAGGAAGAUGAAGAACCCAAAGGAUGCGAGGGAACUUACUUCGUACUUUUGCAUUAGGCUAGAGGUGUCUUUCUUUCCUCCUCUCAGGAUGCAGCUUAGACUGCUAUCUCCAUUUCAGAGGCGAUCCCUAACAGAAAGCGAUGUUCUGGGUCACUGCACUAUCUUCCACCCUUGAAGGAGAAGGCUGGGUGGCCUUAGGUUUAUUGGGCUUCUCAGUUAAAAUAUGUCAGCCUUGCUUCCUGCCUGUGAGCUGGGCCCUCGUCAGAGAGUUUUCCUACAUCCUACUGACAGCUACAAUGGCAGGCAUGGGUGAGCCUUUGAAAACUCACAGGGAAGAAUGAAGCUGUCAAGAAAGUGAGUCAACAAGGUGGGACUGGGUGUCCGCAGUCCCCUACACAGGUCAGGAACAGCCUGAUCAACACUUGAUGCCAAAUGAACAAAGCCCUAGUCCAUGACACACACCCUUGUGAAUCUCUACUUUGACUCCACGACAAUGAGAGAAUGGCUAGAUAGAAAGGCCACUGAUGGUUGUUUAGCAGGAACGUGGUAGUUUAUUAGCAGUGAAAUUCAUUACUCCUUUCUUGUCAUUUCCUUUCAUCCCUCUACGGGGCAGUUCCCCCUAUGGGUCUGAUUGGCCAGCAUUAUUGGACUUCUAACCAAAUUCGCACGCAGAAUAGAUGGUUUCUGUACAGCUGUGGAUGGCUUAAACAAAUGUUCAACUCGGGUUGCAUAAAUUGUGGUAGUCUCUUCAAGGCAAUAAAUUUUGUAUUGAGUCUUUUUAAAAUUUAU
Apodemus sylvaticus (European woodmouse) is the source of this 2758-nucleotide messenger RNA. RefSeq names its product transmembrane protein 252 (gene Tmem252). NCBI's taxonomy places the organism in Eukaryota, Metazoa, Chordata, Mammalia, Rodentia, Muridae. The record is from RefSeq and is a predicted model, not a curated record. Bases 405 to 893 code for a protein of 162 amino acids. The transcript has 3 exons.